Ostertagia ostertagi is the source of this 801-nucleotide messenger RNA. NCBI's taxonomy places the organism in Eukaryota, Metazoa, Nematoda, Chromadorea, Rhabditida, Trichostrongylidae. The record is from the annotation of a GenBank genome assembly.
AUGGCCUGUGGAAAUGUGACGAGGCCACCUUGUCUGAUUCAAGAAGAUCUCCUCGAGAAAGUUCAACAUGGCCGAUUCUCAUGGUCGCCGAAGAAUUAUUCAUUCUUCUGGGGACGCAGUCUUGACGAGGGUAUCAAAUACCGUCUCGGUACCCUAUUUCCUGAACAAUCCGUGCAGAACAUGAACGAGAUCGUCAUCAAGCCACGUGAAUUGCCGGAGCAUUUUGAUGCACGAGAAAGGUGGCCAGGACUAAUUCACGAGGUCCGAGAUCAAGGUGAUUGCGGAAGCAGUUGGGCAGUUUCCACCACAACGAUCUCGUCCGACAGGCUGGCUAUCAUCACUGAUGGCCGAAUCAAUGUGACUGUUUCUCCGCAGCAGCUUCUCUCAUGCAAUCAACAUCGACAGCGAGGUUGCGAAGGCGGAUACCUAGACAGAGCUUGGUGGUAUAUCCGAAAACUUGGAGUGGUGGACGAGACCUGCUAUCCGUACGAGUCGGGCCACACGCGUGAGCCGGGCGAUUGCCGUAUUCCCGAAACGAAGUUAUACGGCAACCAUCUGACGUGUCCGGCUGAUCCUGAACUUGACAGUGCCGCAUACAAAAUGACACCACCAUAUCGAGUUUCCAGUCGGGUAGAAGACAUCAUGGCUGAGAUCAUCACAAAUGGUCCUGUCCAAGCAACUUUCCUGGUGCAUGAGGACUUUUUCAUGUACGCCGGUGGCGUCUAUCAACACACAGAACUUGCUGCUCAGAAAGGUUGCCGGCUUCACUGGACAGGGAUAUCACUCUGUUCGCGUACUCGG